Molecule: messenger RNA, 1527 nt
Organism: Ogataea philodendri
Lineage: Eukaryota; Fungi; Ascomycota; Pichiomycetes; Pichiales; Pichiaceae
Exons: 1
Coding region: 1-1527 (508 amino acids)
Biological process (GO): dipeptide transport; tripeptide transport; transmembrane transport
Cellular component (GO): plasma membrane
Molecular function (GO): allantoate transmembrane transporter activity; dipeptide transmembrane transporter activity
Source: RefSeq, a predicted model, not a curated record
AUGGGAAAGCAGAAUGAGUCUACUUACAUCACUGUUGACUCACCAACGAGUCAACAUACAUCAAGCGAACGUGAAAAGAAACUGGCUGUGUCAAAUAAUGAUGAUCAGGCUCUUGAAUACGCAAUGGAAGCAGAAGGAAUGAUUAUUGAUGACGAGACCAACAAGAGGAUUCUUUGUAAGAUUGACAAAUAUCUUUUACCGAUCAUGUGCUCAUUGUAUGCUAUUCAAUAUAUGGACAAAGUUUCAAACUCGUACGCAUCUAUUAUGGGGAUAAAAACAGACCUCAAUAUGAUUGGUGAUCAGUACAGCUGGACUGGAACUGUAUUCUACCUCGGAUAUCUGGCAUUUGUGUUCCCGAUGUCAAAUACCUUGCAGAGAUUUCCGGUUGCCAAAACUGUCGCGCUCUUUAUAGGAUGCUGGGGAAUAAUCAUGACCUGCCAAGCUGCUUCGCAAAACUAUGCCUCAUAUUUAGCCAUGAGGUUGCUCCUUGGUAUAUUUGAGUCAGGAAUCACUCCCGCAUUUGUGAUCCUUACCUCACAAUGGUAUAAAAGAGAGGAGCAAUUCCUCAGAUCAGCUCUCUGGUUUUCAGCUAAUGGCUUAGGGGUCUUAAUCGGAACUUCAAUCGCAUACGGAUUUGCUCUCCAUCAGGGUUCACUUAGUAUCAAAGGGUGGAGGGCUCUAUUUAUUGUCAUUGGAGGCAUGACCAUGCUAUUUUCUGUUAUUUUCUAUUUCUACGUUCCAGACCUACCAUCGAAAGCUUGGUUUCUAACAGAAGAGGAGAAAUUGCUAGUGGUCCAACGUAUCAGAACUAAUCAGCAGGGAUUCGGAAACAAGAAGUUUAAAUUGUAUCAGCUCAAAGAAGCUUUAGAAGAUCCGAGAACGUGGUGCUAUUUUAUCUACGGAAUAACAUCCGAGAUACCUAAUGGGGGAAUUACCAACUUCAAUUCAAUUUUGAUAUCGCAAGAUCUGAAGUAUGGCGUACUGAAAGCAUUUUUGAUGAACCUCCCCACGGGGGCUGUCCAGAUAUUAUUGAACCCACUUGCUGCUUACUUUGCUCGGUAUGUCAGAUCUAGGAUUAUUGUCGCCCUUGCCAUCACUUUUCUAGUGAUAGUUGGAUGCGGCAUGCUUGCCUAUGCUCAUGAGCCAGGAGUUAAAUUGGCUGCUAUUUAUAUUUUUGGAAUGCAACCUGUGGGAAUGGUGUGCUUGCUUUCCUGUAUUGCUUCGAACACAGCAGGACAUACCAAAAAAGUGGUUGUGAAUGCGAUUUUCCUCAUCGGAUAUUGCGUGGGAAUGGCUGUCGGACCACAGACUUUUAUUGCCUCUCAAAGCCCAACGUACAUUGGUGCAAAGACUGCCAUGCUUUCUUCCAAUUGUAUAUCAGUAUUGGCAUUGGUGCUGAUUCUCUUCCUUAAUAUCCAUGCAAAUCGGAAGCGGGAUGCGUCUGCUACCACUUCUGAAUCUAGCGAGAACACAGAGUUUAGAGACUUGACCGAUUUUGAGAAUCCGAACUUCAGGUAUGCUCUAUAG